UAAUUAAUGUACCACAAUAGCAGUAAAAAAGUGAAUGAUUUGCAACUGCUGCAGCUAAAAGUAGAUUAGAUAGGCAGCGUUUGGCUCAAGGCACAUCCAUCCUCUCCAUACCAAACAUGUUUUACUCUUUAAUCUUUACUGGAAACAACCAACUCUUCAAAAUUUGAACACGAGUUUCAUCAAAACUUCCUUCUCUCCCCCUAUAAUCUCCUGCUUCAGUUAAUUUCUGCUAAUUUAAGCACACAAUUUCAUCAGGAGAAACGCACCCGUUGCGAAAUAUUGCAAAUGUAUUAUUGGAACCUACAAGUUCAUGUUCUGAGAUCUGGAAUUCACUUCCAAUUUGGGAUUCUAGUGAAAUGAAAUUUUGCCGUUGAGGAAAAGCAGGUGAUUCUGAGGUUAUGAAGUAAUUUAUUAAACUUUCCAGUGCUCGCAUUUGUUGUAAUUCUAAUCUAAUUUGUAGUAUUUUGCCUUUUUUGGCAAGAAACUUUUUGAUGUGUACAGACAACAAGAAUGCAAGAAUUGUACUAGAGAUUUGCUAGGGUUUUUGCCUUUGUAGGAAUUUUUUCUUGUUGAGGGAAUAAAUUUUGAUGUGUAGACAGCAAGAAUGCUAGAAUUGUACUAGAAAUUGCUAGGGUUUUUGCCUUUGUAGGAAUUUUUUCUUGUUGAGGGAAUAAAUUGCACUGCCGUAACGUUGUUGUUGCUCUUGGAAAUGGAUUUUCGUCGAGACAAUGCAUUUUCUAAUGCGAAUGUGGUGCAAAUUCUUUCUGGGAGCUCUGGGAAUUGUGGUAGUGAGAAUUGGGGGCCGGGGUCGAGUGAUCAGGCGAUUUGGGCUACUGAGGAUGACUACGGAAUGUGGAGUGGCGAAGCUUCCGGUGAUGCUAAUUCAAACUCGAAUUACGAGGGAACGGGAUCACAGUCCCGGUCAGGAAGUGAGCCUCCUAGUAAAAGAUCCAAGAAUUCCCAGUCAGGGGACUUGGUGUCUUCCAACAGGUCGAAGGCGAUUGGGAAGAUGUUUUACAAGACCAAACUGUGCUGCAAAUUCCGAGCUGGCACUUGCCCGUAUGUCACCAACUGUAACUUUGCACACAGCAUUGAGGAACUCAGGAAACCACCCCCUAACUGGCAAGAAAUCAUGGCUGCACAUGAGGAAGACCGGCCAGUGUCGUCUGAGCCAAGGGAGGAGUUCCAGAUUCCGAUUGUGGGAGUCACUGACGAGACACAGAGGUCAUAUAAAGGGCGGCACUGCAAGAAGUUCUAUACAGAGGAAGGCUGCCCUUAUGGUGAGAACUGCACUUUCCUUCACGAUGAGCAGUCAAAAUCCCGAGAAAGUGUUGCUAUAAGCUUGGGCCCUGGCAGCGGUGGUGCAUCAUAUGGGAAUAGCGCGAUUGCGGUAACCUUGAAGCCAUCGAAUUGGAAAACGAGGAUUUGUAAUAAGUGGGAGCUUACGGGGUAUUGCCCGUUUGGCAGCAAGUGUCAUUUCGCCCAUGGAGCUGCAGAACUACAUAAUUAUGGCGGACUGGACUCAGAAGGUAAAGAUUGUUCCACUCUUGAUGCCAGGCAAGCGCCUACUAAAACUUCAGUGGAUUCCAUUCUCGCAUCUGUCGCCUCCGCUCCUUAUUCCGAUGGUUAUCACCUUGGAGUUCCGGCACAAAGGUUGUCGAACGUGGUUCAGAAGACCGGACAUAGACCGACACAGAAAUGGAAGGGCCCCGACAAAAUUAGCAAGAUAUACGGUGACUGGAUCGACGACCUCUAGCAGACAUCUCUGCAUAUAUGAGGUAUUUGAUAGACUCAACACUUCUGUGAGAAAAUUCUCAUCCAAGAAUAGGAAAAAAUGAUUCCCCUUUAGUGACUUAACACCAAGCUUCUUUGUUGUUGUAAUUGAGUGUUGCUGUGUAAAAUAUCGUAUGCAUCUUCUGCUCUUCUUAGGUUAGAGUAGUUGAUAGAGAAGAUGCAUGCAUAUGCGUAUGGAUUUUUUUUAACAAAAUAGAAUAAAUAUAUAAGCAGGUUAUUAGACAAAA
This is a messenger RNA of Salvia miltiorrhiza (redroot sage), 2021 nucleotides long. RefSeq names its product zinc finger CCCH domain-containing protein 56-like. Lineage: Eukaryota; Viridiplantae; Streptophyta; Magnoliopsida; Lamiales; Lamiaceae. The transcript is spliced from 3 exons. The coding region runs from base 710 to 1756 and encodes 348 amino acids. The record is from RefSeq and is a predicted model, not a curated record. Gene Ontology annotation, molecular function: mRNA binding; metal ion binding.